Messenger RNA from Egretta garzetta (little egret), 1083 nucleotides. RefSeq lists its product as uncharacterized. The coding region runs from base 187 to 882 and encodes 231 amino acids. The record is from RefSeq and is a predicted model, not a curated record. Lineage: Eukaryota; Metazoa; Chordata; Aves; Pelecaniformes; Ardeidae. The transcript is spliced from 2 exons.
GCAAUAAAUAAAUAAGGAGGGGGGUGAGAAAGCACCCGCGGGGGGGGGCAGGAACUGGGUUGCAGUGGUCCAUACUGGGAGAACCCAUCUGUGCAUUAAGAUCCCAGUCGGGGGGGGCCCUACCGGUCCAUACUGGUCGAUACUGGGAGAACGCAAGGCCACAGGGGUGAUGAGAUCCCGGGCAAGAUGCUGUACUGGUUCAUACUGGUCCAUACUGGGAGGACGCAAGGCCACGCGGGUGAAGAGAUUCCAGGCAAGAUGCUGUACUGGUGCAUGCUGGUCCAUACUGGGAGAACGCAAGGCCACACGGGUGAAGAGCUCCCAGCUGGGCUGCCGUACUGGUCCAUACUGGUCCAUGCUGGGAUGGCUGAAGGCCAUGUCAAUCCAGUGAUCCCAGUUGGGAUGCUGUACUGGUCCAUCCCGCUCCGACCCAAGGCGAUGCAUACGUGGGGUUCCCAGUUGGGGCCCCAGACCCUUCCUGGUCCAUACUGGUCUGGCCCAAGGCAACGUAGAUCCAGGAGUCCGCGGCUGGGGCGGCGUAGUGGUUCAUACUGGUCCAUACUGGUCCAUACUCGGCUGUCCCAAGGUGAUGUAGAACCCCAGCGGGGAGGCUGGCUGUACUGGUCCAUACUGGGGUGUCUCCGGACCCACCCCAUGGGGAUCUAUGGGCUUCCAGGGGGUCUAUACCGCCCCGGGGGGGGGCCUAUGGGGCCCCACCUGGUGCCUACAGGGAUCUAUAGAUCCCCCAAGGGGAUCUAUAAGGUCCCUACGUUGACCUAUAGGUCCCCAGGGGUGUCUGUGGGGUCCCUACGCUGCCCCAUAGGUCCGGAUAUUGGCCUCUGUGUCCCCAAAGAGGACCUACAGGUCCCCACGUUGACCUAGGCGUCCCCAAGGUGGCCUACAGGUCCCCAAAGAGGACCUAUGGGUCCCCUGGGAUGUCUGUGGGUCCCCACAGUGGCCUACGGGUCCCCACGGUGGCCUAGAGAGUCUCCAAAGAUGAUCUAUGGGUUCCUUGGGACGUCUACGGGUCCCGACAGUGGCCUAGGAGGUCUCCAAAGAUGAUCUACGGGUCCCCACAGUGGC